Messenger RNA from Octodon degus (degu), 1056 nucleotides. RefSeq names its product melanoma-associated antigen 10-like. NCBI's taxonomy places the organism in Eukaryota, Metazoa, Chordata, Mammalia, Rodentia, Octodontidae. The transcript has a single exon. The coding region runs from base 1 to 1056 and encodes 351 amino acids. Gene Ontology annotation, cellular component: nucleus. Gene Ontology annotation, biological process: negative regulation of transcription by RNA polymerase II. The record is from RefSeq and is a predicted model, not a curated record.
AUGCAUCGCUUUCCAAAGCCCCAGCGUCUUGACUUUGAUAAAGCCAUCCAGUACCCAGCUGAGAUAAAAAAGUUGAAGGAGAGCCUGGGUUUCAUGGCUGAGGAUGAGGAAGAGUCCUCCAUUUCUUCUACUUCUUUAAGUGAUGUGCCCUCUCCUGCUCUUCUUUCUCUCUCCCACUCUUCUUCAUCUUCCUCUCUUUUGACUUGGAGCAACCCGGAUGAGGAUGGCCCUGCUAUUGGGGUGCCAAGUGCUCCCCAGAGCCCCCAGGGUGCCUCUUCCUCCGUUUCAUGUAAUAUGUUAGAUGCAGAGCCCAUCAAUGAAGCAGUGGAAGAAAAUUCAAGCAGCCCAGAGUUAUCAAUAGACAUUGACUCCAUCGCUGAUGACCUGUUAGGAGGAAAGGUCACUGAGCUGGUGCAUGCCCUGAUCCUGAAGUAUCAGCUGAAGGAACCCAUCACAAAAAUGGAAAUGCUCCAGGUUGUCACUGAAGAGUAUGAAAAUUGGCUCCCCGUGAUCUUAGAGAAAGCUUCUUCAUGCUUGGAGAUGUUUUUUGGUAUUGAUGUAAUACAAACAAAUGCCAGCAGCCACCUUUAUGUCCUCGUGAAUUCACUGGGCCUUACUUACGAGAUGGUGCCGAAUGAUGAGCACAGCAUGCCAGCAAAUGGCUUCCUGAUAUUGAUCCUGGGAGUGAUAACCAUAGAGGGGGACUGUGCCACAGCCGAAGAGAUCUUGGCAUUCCUGGAAAUGAUUGGAGUGCAUGAGGGGGAGAAGCACUUCAUCUACGGGGAGCCUAAGGAGGUCAUCAAAGAUUUGGUGCGACAAAAUUAUCUGGAGUAUCGUCAGAUUCCUAGCAGCGAUCCCCCAUGCUAUGAGUUCCUGUGGGGUCCACGAGCCAAGGCAGAAACCACCAAGAUGAAAGUUCUGCAAUUUAUGGCUAAAGUCAAAGGAACUGAGCCCAGUUUCUUCCGCGAUUCUUACAAGGAAGCUUUGAGAGAAGAGGAAGAGAGAGCGCAGGCUGCGGUGGGUACUGCAGCUAGUGCCUCUGCACAACGUUAUUGA